Miscanthus lutarioriparius is the source of this 2553-nucleotide messenger RNA. NCBI's taxonomy places the organism in Eukaryota, Viridiplantae, Streptophyta, Magnoliopsida, Poales, Poaceae. The record is from the annotation of a GenBank genome assembly.
AUGGCGGUCGGCGGCGACGACGACAUCAUGGAGCGGGACUUCGCCGCCAGGCUGCGCCUCGCGCAUUCGCCCUCCCCGGCCACGCCUGCCGCCUCCUCCUCCUCCCCCACCGCCGCCGGGGGGAUCGCCUUCCGCGCGCCGCAGGAGCAGUUCACCGCCGACGACUUCGUACUCGGCAAGAUCUACGGCGUCGGCUCGUACUCCAAGGUGGUGCGGGCCAAGAAGAAGGACACGGGCCGCGUCUACGCGCUCAAGAUCAUGGACAAGAAGUUCAUCACCAAGGAGAACAAGAUCUCCUACGUCAAGAUGGAGCGCAUCGUGCUCGACCAGCUCGACCACCCGGGCGUCAUCAGGCUCUUCUUCACUUUCCAGGACACAUACUCCCUCUACAUGGCGCUGGAGUCGUGCGAAGGCGGGGAGUUGUUCGACCAAAUUGCCUGGAAAGGUCGGCUCUCUGAGGACGAUGCACGGUUUUAUGCUGCUGAAAUCGUCGAUAUAUUGGAGUAUUUGCAUGGCGUCGGCCUAAUUCAUCGGGAUGUCAAGCCAGAAAAUCUACUGCUUACUUCUGAUGGUCACAUCAAGAUUGCUGAUUUUGGUAGUGUCAAGCCUACAAGGGAUACUCCAAUCAAAGUUCUCCCAAAUUCAACUAAUGAAAGGGCCUGUACAUUUGUUGGAACCGCCGCUUAUGUACCACCUGAGGUCCUGAACUCUGCACCAGCAACCUUUGGAAAUGAUUUAUGGGCAUUGGGAUGCACACUGUACCAAAUGCUUUCUGGCUCUUCGCCAUUUAAAGAUGCCAGUGAGUGGUUAAUUUUCCAGAGAAUCAUUGCAAGGGACCUCAAAUUUCCAGAGUAUUUUUCAGCUGAAGCAAGAGAUCUUAUUGACAAAUUGCUGGAUGUUGAUCCAAGCAAAAGGCCAGGUGCAGGACCUGAUGGUUAUUCUUCCUUGAAGGAGCAUCCUUUCUUCAGAGGCAUAGACUGGAAGAACCUGAGGAAGACACGACCACCUAAGCUCGCAAUCGAUGCAAAUGCAAAUGAAGAUGAGGAUGGCCAGGAUUCAUAUUGGUUGGCGCACAUGGGAAGUGCGGCAGUCAACCAACAGUCAAAUACUGCUGGUAAUAAUGGUGCCCCAUCAUCAUCUGAAGUGCGCUCCCAUAUAUCUAAAUUAGCUUCCAUCGACUCCUUCGACUCAAAAUGGCAAGAAUUUCUGGACCCUGGUGAGUCUGUAGUCUUGAUAUCAAAGCUGAAGAAGAUUAAUAAGCUAGCAAACAAGAAGGUCCAGUUGAUCCUCACCGACAAACCUCAAUUGAUCUGUGUUGACCCUUCAAAAAUGGUAGCCAAGGGAAACAUUAUUUGGUCUGAUGACCCAAGUGAACUCAGUGUGCAAGUAUCAGGUUCUUCACAUUUUCGAAUAUGCACGAGCAUCUAUAUCAAGAGUAAUUCUUUGAUUCCCAAGAUAUUGAAUGUUAUGAAAAACAGGUCACAACACUUCUCGCUCAAUGGAGUUGAGGACGUGGCAGAGCAAGGCGUCGAACCGCCUCCGUUAUUAUCUCCGGCGAAGAACCUGGCUUCUGUCGCCGAGGAGUCGGCCGCGGCCGUCCAGAGGCAGAGGAAGCCACUCACGCGGAUGGAGCAGAAGUGGUUGGCUGAGCUCCACAUCAAGAAGAGGGUCAAGGCGCAGCACCUCAACGGCAAGUUCUACGACCUCAUGGAUAAGGUGGUGCCGAAUGCUGAGACGCUGGAGGAUGCAUACGACAUUGUCCGUAUGAAUUCGAACGUUGAUCUAGCAUCUGCGAAGGAUGAUGUCUGCUUUGUCACGCUGGCAGAGCAGCUGAGGAGUGGGGAGUUUGAUGUCCGAGGAAAUGCUUUCUCAGUGGUGGCGAAGGGAAAACGCGAAGGACACCUUGUUCUUCCUAGGCUGAACCUGAAAGUGGUUCAGGAAGCGAUAAAGGAGAGGAUCGAGGGCACCCAGUUAGUUGCAUUCUUGCAAGAUAUGUUUGAUGCUAAGGUGAUCAAUUUGGUAUUUGGUGGGUACCCCAAAGGUCAUGGGCUCCCCCAAGAAGGUGUACUUGCACCAAUCCUGAUGAACAUAUAUCUUGACAGUUUUGACCAUGAGGUAUUCAGGAUUUGCUUGAAACAUGAAGGCCUUGGUUUAGAGGCAACAAAUGUUUCAGAAGACUGUGGGUCAAAUUUACGGCGCUGGUUUCGGAGUCAACUUAAGGGCAGGGAUGAAAAUAGUGAAGGUCAAACAGAUUGUCAGACGAAGAUAAAGCUAUAUGCUUGUAGAUAUAUGGAUGACAUUUUCGUAGCAGUUUCUGGAUCCAGAGAUGAUGCAGAAGAUAUGAAAUCUGAAAUGGUUGCUUACUUAAACAAAUCACUUUAUUUGGAUGUUGACGAUAAAUUUCACCUUAUGCCAAUGAGAAGGAACCGUAGAGGAAGUACCGAUGAUGAAGAGCGCACACAGACACCACCGACAAACCUAGUUUUCGAGUACCGUAGAGGAAGUACCGAUGAUGAAGAGCGCAGCACGUCAACGGCCGGAGCCGCCGCGUGA